Molecule: messenger RNA, 1386 nt
Organism: Phytomonas sp. Hart1
Lineage: Eukaryota; Euglenozoa; Kinetoplastea; Trypanosomatida; Trypanosomatidae
Source: the annotation of a GenBank genome assembly
AUGAAUAAAUCAGGCUUAUCAACUACUGAAAAUUCUGGGAAAUCGGGAGGUUUAAUAAAUAGUGAUAGGACUACUGGUGAUCCUGAAAAUCGUCUGCUUCGGGAUGUGAUCGAGUCCAAAAUGCCACCGCCUUAUCCCUAUUGUGCCGAAGGACAUUAUUUGCCAGCGACUCUAGGGAUGCAAUUGAAGCCAGAGCUCAACAUAUCUACCCAACAGGAGGGAAAAGCACCCGAUAAAGAUAUGCUGGAAGAUCACAUUAGUUUUCUUCGCACCAUUUCAGCCUUUCAGCACUACAAAAAACAAGCCAUGGACGUGCGCGACAUGCGACACAAAAACUUUUUAACAUUACAAAAUAAACAUCGUGACUUACUCUGUGUUCAACUGGACGCAAUGUUUGAGAGCUAUUCCGAAUGUAUUCAAGCCAACAACGAUUUUUUUGAUGCCAUCUGCAACUCUGGUGGGGAACUCUUCAGGAGCUACUGGCCGGAAGGAACGACCGUUCGAUUGGAUGACGUCCCGUCGCCUACUCCACUGGAUAUGGAUAAGGUCUUCUCGACCCUGCGUCAAUUCGUGCGCGACUGGGCUGGUGAGGGAGCUCCAGAAAGGGAUUGCGUCUAUAAUCCGAUUCUAGAUGCCCUGGAGCGCUGUUUCCCUAAUCGUGAACAACGUCUAAAUAAUCGUAUUUUGAUUCCAGGUGCGGGGCUGUGCCGACUGUCUGUAGAGCUCGGGCUGCGUGGAUUCUUCGCCCAAGCCAAUGAAUUCAGCUACCACAUGCUUAUCGCUGGCCAUUACAUUCAGAACCAUGCCACAGAGGCAUGUCAACAUCGUAUUUUCCCGUACAGCGAUAGUACCUGUAAUUUAGUAAACCGUGCAGAUCAGUUUGUCGAGGUACUCAUACCCGAUUUAUGCGCGUAUGAAGCAAUUGAUGAGCUUCAGAAUAAAGGGUUGAGUUUUGGUGAGCUCUCCAUGGUAGCGGGUGACUUCACUGAGGUCUAUUCAAAGCUGAGCCAACACAAAACCUGGUCUGCUGUUGUCACGUGCUUUUUUAUUGACACUGCACACAAUAUCAUUGAGUACUUGGAGACUAUUUACAAUUUACUGGUUCCUGGGGGUUAUUGGGUCAAUGUCGGGCCUCUUUUAUACCACUUCGCGGACAGCGUUGAGGACAUGUCGAUUGAGCUGUCUCUUGGGGAAGUACUGACGGUGGCGCAGCGCAUCGGAUUUGUCUUGCAGUCCUCGCCGACAUUCAUCGACACAACAUACACAAACAACCAACGAAGCAUGAAGCAGUUGGUUUACCGAUGCGCAUUUUUUUUACUACAACGACCACUUACCGAUGAACAUAAAGAUCUUAUGAAUAACGGCGUAGGCAGUGCAUCACCAUAA